UGCGUCGUUCCCGGCCGAGACCUCGGCGGUCCAGAUCCUUGCACGAUGGAACUGCUCCUAGUAAUGACAUACAUCCUGGUGAGCAGAGUAUCCCUCUCGUCGUGCUCUGGUACAUGGCUACCGGACAGCGAGACGUUCGACUUCGUCAUCGUCGGCGCAGGGUCAGCAGGGUGCGUUCUGGCGAAUCGUCUGACGGAGGUCGCCAACUGGAAGGUGCUUCUACUGGAGGCUGGCGGGGAGGAGCCGCCCAUCACCCAAGUGCCCGCUUUCUUCCCAUAUAUCCACGAACGCAGUUCGCCGUUGCGCUGGACUUACACUGCCGAACCGUCACCCUGGGCGUGCGCUGGUCAGCCCUGCAGUUGGCACUCGGGGCGGGUCCUCGGUGGCUCCAGCAGCAUCAACGGCAUGAUGUACGUCCGGGGCAACCCGCGAGACUACGACGACUGGGCGGCUCAAGGGAACCCCGGCUGGAGCUACGAGGAGGUGCUGCCGUACUUCCUCAAGUCGGAGGACGCCAGCGACACGGGCGACAUGGACACCAAGUACCACGGCUACGGCGGAUACCUCGGGGUGCAGAGAGCUGCUGAAGAAGAUCGACGUCAACGGGGCCUCAUCGAUGGCUUCCGAGAACUCGGGUUCCAGGAGCGGGACCCUAACGCAGGCGAUCAAGAGGGCGUUUCGCUUGUUCGAAUCACCGCGAGGAACGGCGAGCGCCAAAGCACAAACACAGCAUUCCUGAAGGCAGCGCGGCAGAUGCGGCACAACCUUCGUGUAAUCAUCAAUGCCACAGCGACAUUGGUGCUCAUUGAUCCGCGGACUCGUCGAGCACAUGGAGUGGAAUUCUUCCUUGGCAAUGACAGUAACAAGCAUUUUAGAGUAAAUGCGAGUCGAGAAGUAAUUCUAAGUGCAGGUAGCAUGAAUUCUCCUCGACUUUUGCAGUUGUCUGGUAUAGGACCACAUGAAUUUUUGGAACCCUUAAAUAUAUCAGUGUUAAAAAACCUUAGUGUUGGUUAUAACUACCAAGAUCAUAUUUCGUCCGAGAGUUUGGUUUUUGUGCCUAACAAUAUAACAACAGCUUCAGAAAACAUAAAUACAUACUUUAAAGAUUACGAAAGAUAUUUAAAAUACAGAACAGGACCUUUAACUUACAUUGGGAACAGUGGUGUAACAACAUUUGCUCGAUCCAGCAAAGAUCAAUUACCAGACCUUCAAUUAUUUUUUGGUUUGUUGUCUUUUAGUGACGAGCCAGUAAAACCACUUCCAUAUGUUAGCACACUAAGCAUGGUUCAAUUUCUUUUGCGGCCUCGAAGUAAAGGCUACAUCAAAAUUAUAUCAAAAGAUCCUCUAACACAACCUGUGAUAAAAACCAACAGCUUGUCAGAAAAAGUAGAGAGAGACAUUUUGGUAGAAGGGCACCAGAUAAUGUCACGACUAAUGGACACUAAAUCGUUUAAAGACCUAGAUCUUCGCUUGGACAUGUCCAAAUUCAACAAAUGUACUUGGGCGGAGAUGAACACGCCUGUUUUCUGGGAAUGCUAUGUAGUAAACUACACUGGCUCUGGGUAUCAUCACGUGGGCACAUGUAAGAUGGGACCUGCCACCGACCACGAUGCCGUAGUCGACUCCCAGUUACGUGUGCAUGGCAUCCAGGGACUGCGUGUUGUUGAUGCAUCCAUCAUGCCGACAGUGCCACGAGGCAACACCAACGCUCCCACCAUCAUGAUUGCUGAGAAGGCUGCCGACUUAAUUAAACAAUAUUAUUCCUCAGACACAUUUAUGUGCUAGAUAACACUUGAUGUAUGUUAAUGCACAGAUUACAAGAUAUAUAUCUAUAUUUUAGCUGGCUAUGGAGAUUAUUUAAUAAUAAUUAAAACUCCACUAGAAUUAAA
Bacillus rossius redtenbacheri is the source of this 1889-nucleotide messenger RNA. Its product is annotated as glucose dehydrogenase [FAD, quinone]-like. Bases 46 to 1785 code for a protein of 579 amino acids. NCBI's taxonomy places the organism in Eukaryota, Metazoa, Arthropoda, Insecta, Phasmatodea, Bacillidae. The record is from RefSeq and is a predicted model, not a curated record. The transcript is spliced from 2 exons. Gene Ontology annotation, molecular function: flavin adenine dinucleotide binding; oxidoreductase activity, acting on CH-OH group of donors.